Brassica oleracea var. oleracea is the source of this 1507-nucleotide messenger RNA. RefSeq lists its product as uncharacterized. The record is from RefSeq and is a predicted model, not a curated record. The transcript has 7 exons. Lineage: Eukaryota; Viridiplantae; Streptophyta; Magnoliopsida; Brassicales; Brassicaceae. Bases 122 to 1336 code for a protein of 404 amino acids.
UCCAAUUUCUUAAUUUAUAUAAUAUAUGAGCAAUCUACUCCUAUAAAUUUCAUUGAUAGUUGAUAGAAAAUUCUAAAAAUUACUGGAGUACUUUCAAUUCUAAGGAUUACAAUCAACCAUAAUGGGAAUGGCCGGUUACACAGUAGCACUGAUGAUGAUAGGAGUGAUUAUCUCUCCUUGUCUCUAUGGAAAAGAGUUCUCCGAUCACCAGGAAAUCAAAGUACAAAGACUUUUGAAGCGGCUCAACAAGCAUGCUCUUAUAUCCAUUAAGAGCGAAGAUGGUGAUAUAAUAGAUUGUGUUCCUAUACAUAGUCAACCAGCUUUUGAUCAUCCUCUACUUAAAAAUCACACCAUCCAGAUGAGACCGAGCUUUAUACCGGAAAGUACAUCUACGUACACCAAGAAAAAGAUAAACGCUACUCAGGUAUGGAACAAAAAUGGAAGAUGCCCUAUAAAUACAGUUCCGAUAAGAAGAAUAAAGAAAGAAGAUAUCUUACGAUCAAAAUCCAUUGAGAAUUUUGGGAAAAAGACGAUGACUCCAGGCAUCCUUUUAUAUGGUUCAAGUAGUGUUCUUGAAGAUGAUCCAAGUAUAGGCCAUGAGUACGCGGUCAUGAAUGCCAUGAACGGAUUGUAUUUCGGGACACAAUUUUCAGUGAAUAUCUGGAAACCACAAGUUCAAGUUCGCAACGAGUUCAGCUUGGCUCAGACUUGGCUCUCGUCUGGAGCUGGCACUGCUCUUAACACAAUUGAAGCUGGUUUGCAGGUUUAUCCAGGAAAAUAUGGUGAUAAUAAUGUAAGAUUAUUUGUUUACUGGACGGCCGAUGGAUACCAAAGGACAGGGUGCUACAACACCGACUGCCCAGGUUUCGUUCAAAGGAGCAGUCUUGUCACAGUAGGUGGAGCCUACACCACCGUCUCAGAAUACAACGGAAAUCAAUACGAGCUCUCCAUGCUUAUAUGGAAGGACAGCGGAAACUGGUGGCUACGGAUAGGUGAAGAGCUCGUCGGGUACUGGCCUGGCGAGUUAUUCAAUUCUAUAGGAAGUGGAGCUACGAGAGCUCUAUGGGGAGGUGAAAUCAUUAACGCGAAGACUGGUGGGCAACACACUGCCACGGACAUGGGAAGUGGACAUUUUGCAGAUGAAGGUUUUGGGAAAGCGAGCUUUUUCAGGAGUCUUAUGACGGUCGAUGGAUCCAAUACUCUGAGAGAAGCACAAGGACUUUACCCCCAGAUUACCAAUUCUAACUGUUACAACGUUAAGGCAGGAGAUGCUGGAACUAAGUGGGGGGUUUAUUUCUUUUACGGUGGCCCUGGCCUGAACGCGAGAUGCCCUUGAUUUGGAUCUGUGUGCUCAAAUAUUUUUAGUAUUUUACGUACAUGGCUGCAUGUAUCUGACUAUGAACGUAUGAGUAAGAAAAAUAAUUCACGUCAUAGAAGUUAAUAAUAUGUGUGUAAAAAGCUUUUCGAAUUUCGCGUGUCUGUACUUUAAAUAAUAAUAAUAUAUAUG